Molecule: messenger RNA, 1128 nt
Organism: Monosiga brevicollis MX1
Lineage: Eukaryota; Choanoflagellata; Craspedida; Salpingoecidae
Exons: 9
Coding region: 1-1128 (375 amino acids)
Biological process (GO): mRNA splicing, via spliceosome
Cellular component (GO): post-mRNA release spliceosomal complex
Molecular function (GO): RNA lariat debranching enzyme activator activity
Source: RefSeq, a predicted model, not a curated record
AUGAGUGCCAAGCCUGGUUUUCAUGGAGUCGACAUUCUCCUGACCUCCCGCUGGCCCAACGACAUUGCGCACAACAACCAAGGCCCUGUGCCCGAUCUCAAUUGGCUACGCCAAUGCCCUGGCUCACAAGCCGUUGCCAAGGCACUUCGCCCGCGCUAUCACUUUGCAGGUGGAGCUGUCUUUUUCGAGCGCAGCCCUUAUCGAAACCAUGGGGCCCAGGAGGCCCCAGUCAACGUGACUCGCUUCCUUGGCAUGGCCCCCGUGGGCAACCCUGUCAAGGCCAAGUGGAUUUAUGCAUGUAGCAUCGUGCCUCGGUCUGAGGAAGAUGUUGCCAAGCUUGUCGAGCAGCCACAGGGAACCACUGAUUCGCCUUUUGCAGGUAACUCCUCUUUCCAUUUCCGCACUCCCUUAUCGAAGCAUGCUGAACAUUUUUUGACCCUGUGUUGUGUUGCUCGUGGCUUAGCACCGGUGACGCAGGAAAACUGCUGGUUUUGCCUGGGCAGCCCGAAAGUGGAAAAGCACUUGGUUGCAUCCGUGAGCAAGGAUGUAUAUCUGGCUCUGCCCAAGGGGCAGUUGUGCGAGGACCACGUCUUGAUCGUACCUGUCAAGCAUUGCCAAUCCACUUUGCACCUCGACGACGACAUUGCAACGGGCGUCAAUGAGUACAAGAAGGCCCUCCGGAAGUUUUUUGCAGCCACUGACCGGGACGUGGUUUUCUUUGAGCGUAACUUCCGCUCCGAUCACAUGCAACUGCAGGCCGUACCAGUGCCUCGUGGUCUGAGUGACUCCAUUGAGCUAGCAGCACGGAGCUUAGCAAGCCGAUACCAACUCCAGCUGGACACGCAGCCUGCCGGCACGGAUUUGAACGAGUUGUUUGAGGAAACGACGCCCUACUUUAUGCUCGAGCUGCCCUCGGGCCAGCUGCUGAUUCAUGGCAUCAGCGGUCGCUUUCCGCUGCAGUACGGACGGGAGAUUCUGGCGCAUGCACAGGUUCUCAACUGCCCAGAUAAGAUUGACUGGAAGGCGUGCUCACUGGACAAAGAGGGCGAAACUGCCGCAACAAAAGCCUUCCGUGAAGCCUUUCGCCCCCACGAUCCGUUUUUGAAGAAAAAGGCCGUGGCUGAAUAA